AUAAAUUGCCAUCUGAAGUGAGGCUGGGCCGGAGAGCUGCUGGGACGCUGCCGCUGGGUUGAGCGCUCCUCUGUCGGAACCAUAGGGAUCUCUGUGUCAACUUCUAAUAGCAGUAGUCUUCCCCAAGGCCCAACGCAACAGGGAACAGCCAUGCCUUUCGGAAACACGCACAACCAGGCCAAGCUGAAGUUCUCCUCCGAGCAGGAGUACCCGGACCUCAGCAAACACAACAACCACAUGGCCAAGGUCCUGACUCCGGCCAUAUACGAGCGGCUGAGGAGCAAAGAGACGCCCAGUGGGUUUACGCUGGAUGACGUCAUCCAGACCGGGGUGGACAACCCAGGCCACCCAUUUAUUAUGACCGUGGGCUGUGUGGCUGGCGACGAGGAGACAUACGAGGUUUUCAAAGAGCUGCUGGACCCUGUGAUCGAGGCCAGACAUGGAGGAUACAAACCCACAGACAAGCACAAGACGGACCUGAACUCAGGAAACCUGAAGGGCGGCGACGACCUGGACCCUGAUUAUGUUCUGAGCUCCCGGGUCAGAACAGGACGCAGCAUCCGUGGCUUCUGCCUGCCGCCACACUGCAGCCGUGGAGAGAGGCGGGCUGUGGAGAAGCUCUCUGUUGAAGCUCUGGCCUCUCUGAGCGGUGACCUGAAAGGCAAAUACUACGCCCUGAAGAACAUGACGGAUGCAGAGCAGCAGCAGCUCAUCGACGACCACUUCCUCUUUGACAAGCCAGUGUCUCCUCUCCUGCUGGCCUCAGGAAUGGCCCGUGACUGGCCAGACGGCAGGGGAAUCUGGCACAACGACAACAAGACCUUCCUGGUCUGGGUGAACGAGGAGGACCACCUGCGUGUGAUUUCCAUGCAGAAAGGCGGCAACAUGAAGGAGGUGUUCGAUCGCUUCUGCACGGGUCUCACCAAGAUCGAGACCCUGUUCAAGGAGCGGGGCCACGCUUUCAUGUGGAAUGAGCAUCUGGGUUACGUUCUCACCUGCCCCUCCAACCUGGGCACCGGUCUGCGCGCAGGAGUACACGUAAAGCUGCCAAACAUGAGCAAAAACCCCAAGUUUGAGGAGGUUCUGACCAAGCUGAGGCUCCAGAAACGCGGGACUGGCGGCGUCGACACCGCGGCCGUCGGCGGAGUCUUUGACAUCUCCAACGCUGACAGAAUCGGCUUCUCUGAGGUGGAGCUGGUACAGAUGGUGGUCGACGGCGUCAAGCUGCUGGUGGAGAUGGAGAAGCGUCUGGAGAAAGGCCAGUCCAUCGACGACCUGAUGCCUGCCCAGAAGUAAAGCAGUCCUCUCCCUCUCUAACCCCACGGCCUUCCCUUAAAACCCUACCCUGUGAAGGAUUGACUGCGCUUCAUGUUUCAGUGUGGAAUUCUGUAUUUAAGGUCUGAAAUGCAAUAAAAACGUUCUGGUUCAAGCUGAAA
Messenger RNA from Fundulus heteroclitus (mummichog), 1436 nucleotides. RefSeq names its product creatine kinase, brain a (gene ckba). The record is from RefSeq and is a predicted model, not a curated record. The coding region runs from base 151 to 1296 and encodes 381 amino acids. Gene Ontology annotation, biological process: phosphocreatine biosynthetic process. The transcript is spliced from 8 exons. Gene Ontology annotation, molecular function: creatine kinase activity. NCBI's taxonomy places the organism in Eukaryota, Metazoa, Chordata, Actinopteri, Cyprinodontiformes, Fundulidae.